GAGAAGGAGAUGGCGGAGGAUGAGGAGGACGAAGAAGAGGAGGAGGAGCAGACGGAUGAGAAAGAGAUGGCGAAGGAUGAGGAGGACGAAGAAGAAGAAGAGGAGGAGGAGGAGGAGCAGACGAAUGAGAAGGAGAUGGCGGAGGAUGAGGAGGACGAAGAAGAGGAGGAGGAGCAGACGGAUGAGAAGGAGAUGGCGGAGGACGAGGAGGACCAAGAAGAAGAGGAGGAGGAGGAGGAGGAGCAGACGGAUGAGAAGGAGAUGGCGGAGGAUGAGGAGGACGAAGAAGAGGAGGAGGAGGAGGAGCAGACGGAUGAGAAGGAGAUGGCGAAGGAUGAGGAGGACGAAGAAGAAGAAGAAGAGGAGGAGAAGGAGGAGGAGGAGGAGGAGGAGGAGGAGGCAACUACUCUUUCUCCCCUCCCCCCCCUCCUCCCCGUUUUACACGUUUCUUUCCGCAAAAUGUUAAAAAUGUUACCCGAAACCAAAUCCACAAAUCUCGAUCCCCUCCAAGAGGAAACGAGAUUAAGCAGGACGAUAGUGCUUAGCCUUUGCCCAUCAAUUCAAAUUACCCUAAUUUACCUUAACAUAACAAAUUUGUGCAAACAUCGAGCAACCAAGUAA
This is a messenger RNA of Hydatigera taeniaeformis, 621 nucleotides long. The record is from the annotation of a GenBank genome assembly. Lineage: Eukaryota; Metazoa; Platyhelminthes; Cestoda; Cyclophyllidea; Taeniidae.